AUGCCGCUUGUGAUACUCACCGGAUACCCCUGCUCCGGUCUCACAUACCGUGCAAACCAGCUCGCGUCCCUUAUCGAGAAAACGCAGGAUGCGAUCUUCGCGUCCUCCGAGUCCGCAUCGCCGGUCACAUUAAAGGCUCGGUAUAAAGUCCACGUUGUCCCUUCACAUGACGCAUCGCAUCCGAGAACUGUGUACGACCAUGCACGGACGGAGAAGGAGGCGCGUGGUGUUGCGUAUGCGCGCGCGAAGCGGGCUUUGACGAAGGACAGCAUUGUCCUCCUCGAUGGGAUGAAUUAUAUCAAGGGAUGGAGGUAUCAGCUCUGGUGUGAAACCAAGGCUGCUGGGACAACAUGCUGCGUGGUUCAUGUUGGAACACCAAUUGACCAGUGCGUCGCCAACAAUGACGCUCGGUUGAAGCGACAGGCUCAGAAAGACGACUCACAGACUCCCGAGAAAACGACAGUGUCCGGCGAAGCUCAGUCUACCGACAACGAGGAGCCUUACCCCUCAGACCUGCUUAACAACCUCAUCUUCCGUUACGAAGAACCCAGCACCCACAGCCGCUGGGACAAACCUUUAUUCACCGUCCCCUGGGAAGAUAAGGAGCCUCCCGUUGCGGAUAUCUUCCAAGCUCUCACAGGAGUUGUCCUGCCAUCCACAGAGACACCUACAGAUACCCCGGUAUCAGCUCUCACUGAAUCACUUGCAUCAUCCACUAUUUCCGAAGUCGCCAGCACAACUACCACGGGCAGAGCCUUUGGUCGCGGGCAGUCACUACGACCCAGGAUUAUCCCUCACCAGGCCACUGUCCAAGCCGCCGCAACGGACUCGGGCGCUCUGUACGCCAUGGAAAAGCGCACGUCAGCUAUUGUAACAGCCGUCCGCACCUUCACGCAAUCGUCUCCGUCCGCCGAGGCUGCCCUUGCGCAGAGUAAAGACUUCAACGGUAUCACUAUUGACGUGCCCGAUGCAUCUAUCCCCAUUAUUGUCCCGGCCCAUAUUGCUACCACCGGUACAACCGACGAGCUAGCCGGCGCAGGUGGCAUUCUGGCCCAGCCGAAGCUUCAAAGACUGCGUAGGCAGUGGAUCACUCUGAACCGACAGUAUAUUGGGCAUGGCCAUGGAGCGGGAACUGGGGGAUUGUCAGAUGCCCAGAUCCCAGACGCAUUUGUGCGGUUUUUGAACUCAAAUAUCAGUGGCGACGACGCGGACGCGUAG
Messenger RNA from Penicillium atrosanguineum, 1218 nucleotides. Its product is annotated as putative RNA polymerase II Elongator complex associated protein Kti12. Lineage: Eukaryota; Fungi; Ascomycota; Eurotiomycetes; Eurotiales; Aspergillaceae. The transcript has 3 exons. The record is from RefSeq and is a predicted model, not a curated record. The coding region runs from base 1 to 1218 and encodes 405 amino acids.